CCGCUCCAGUAGGACCGCUAACGUUGGGGGCAUGGUUCUGUUGGCGGUGAUGCACGUAUAUUCUUCCACCAGUCAAAUGUAACGUCAUACAAACCCCCAACGUGGGGUAGCCAUUCAAAUACACCGUCAUCGAACCAGCCUCAAACACUUAGCUACCAAACGCUAUCUUCAUAAUCAAAUUAGGCAAUCUGAUAUUUCAUUCAUCAUGUCAAGCGCAUUGUCGAGCUCUCUGGCUGAGGCUAAGCUGGUUCCUGGUUCAGCUGCUAGCUUAAUCCCCGAAGGCUUCAAGCCUACGACGAAUCUGAAGGUCUCGUUCGAUGGGAAGGAUGUCGACUUGGGGAACCUAUUCCGCGCGAGUGAGUGCAAGCGCGCUCCUAGCAUCCAGUUUGAUCAAGAACCUGAUGCUCCUGGAGAUGCUACCUACAUGCUCUUGCUUGUCGACCCUGAUGCGCCAACACCAGAUGACCCCAAGUUCGCCUUCUGGCGCCACUGGGUUCUCCCUGGCUUGAGACCUUUGAGCGGUGGAGAUGCGGUGGCUCAAGUGCAACCUGCUCUCACAGAAUACUUGGGCCCUGGCCCGAAGGACGACUCCAAGCCGCACAGAUACUUGCUUCUUUUGUACCGACAACCCGCCAGCCUUGACCUUGCCAAGGAGGAUGUAGGAGGUGAAGAGUUCACGCAAAGAAGGUCUUUCGAUACUGCCAAGUUUGUUGAGAAGUAUGGACUACGACUCGUGGGCGCCAACUGGUUUCUCGGUGCUGGAGAUGGCUGGAAAGAGUAAGACAGAGCAAGUCAUUGAUCUUGAGUUUGAGAUACGGAUAGAGGCCCCGGAUUACUAGUCUUCUUUGCCUCUGCUCAUCAUAGUCUAACAGAAACGAGGUAAAUUCAUCUAGUACCGGAAAGUCAUAUUAUCGCCAGGAAUUUAUUAAACUUGUAAGCUCAAGGAGUCUGUACUUGCUGUCCUGGUGGAGGAGACUAGGGGAGUGCUGUAGAUCUCGUUCAGGAUGAUCUAUUGCGUACGAUUGUUUCAGCUACUCUCUGGAUAACUGAAUUGGCGUGUCCUCAUCUGAGUUGAGUCAGAGUGACGAUUUCUCUCGGACAUGGAAGAAUAUCGCACAAGAAUGCAAUUAUGAGGGAGGCGUAGAUGUAGCGAUUAUUGGCAUUCUGACAUGUGUUAUGUUCAAUUUGUCCCAUUUCAGAGACCGAUGAUAAGUAUAAAAGUAUAUAUAUGUAAGAUAAAGUCGUAGAUUCUAUACACAUUACAUAUUGAGAAUAUAUACAAAGAAGUAAAAG
This is a messenger RNA of Fusarium odoratissimum NRRL 54006, 1293 nucleotides long. RefSeq lists its product as uncharacterized. The transcript is spliced from 3 exons. Bases 206 to 781 code for a protein of 191 amino acids. The record is from RefSeq and is a predicted model, not a curated record. Gene Ontology annotation, biological process: regulation of proteolysis; regulation of Ras protein signal transduction. Lineage: Eukaryota; Fungi; Ascomycota; Sordariomycetes; Hypocreales; Nectriaceae. Gene Ontology annotation, molecular function: peptidase inhibitor activity; phospholipid binding.